Messenger RNA from Aspergillus alliaceus, 3487 nucleotides. RefSeq names its product DDHD domain-containing protein. NCBI's taxonomy places the organism in Eukaryota, Fungi, Ascomycota, Eurotiomycetes, Eurotiales, Aspergillaceae. The record is from RefSeq and is a predicted model, not a curated record. Gene Ontology annotation, molecular function: glycerophospholipase activity; metal ion binding. Bases 450 to 3170 code for a protein of 906 amino acids. The transcript has 4 exons. Gene Ontology annotation, cellular component: cytoplasm.
UUUGGCGGGAGUACUCUGUAGACGUUAAACUGGGUUAUAUUGCCUCAGCUAAAAGUCAAUAUGGUCAAUUUUGGUUCGGUCAUUUUGUACUUUCGUUACCCUAUCAAAUCAAUGCUCCACAACCUUUUCCUUUUCUAGUCAACGAUUGGUGAUAUGACAUCCACGUAUUCUCAAAAAGUUUUUUUUUUAGAAGAGAAGCAAGAGCAAACCCUCUUGGUAGGACAUGGAGGAUCCUGGCCUUGCCAAUCUCGAUACCUUUAACACCUCACCUAGCCAGUAUCUCGUGUUUGUUGACAUCGUUCUAGGAUCAUUGAUCAUAACUUAUUUGCAACUUCCGAGUUCUCGCUCACCGGCUAACCAGCCCCUUUUGAUCUCGUCCAUAUUUGGUAUCGGUCAGUAGUCUCGUCGAAUUGGCUUUCACCCCCACUUUUCGGGCUCUUCAGAGCUCUAUGUCAAAGGAAAGUCAGAAAGGGACAUUCCUAGGGGCAAUCUCUCCCUGGAAUGUCUCUAGAAGUACAACGCCUCAGCCGGCCAGUGGCUCUAAUGACAGGCCAGAUUUCUUACAACGCUCUCAAGGCCAAGAUCAUACUGUCACCCACAGACAUCGUCUAAGUUCACAUCGCUAUCCAAAAGACUGCCCUCUCCUACGAGUGAGGUGGUUCUAUGCCGUGGACUCCCCGAAAUGGAAACCGGAACUUUUGCAGCAAAAAAGGGACGCAUCCAAAGCUUUCCCCCCCCCAAAAAAGUUCAUACCGUUUUCACCCAAGGAUUCACUGGCCAUAGAGACCGCAUUCCAACACAUAUCUGAUGUUGAAGAUGGAAAAGGAGGGAAUCAACCCAACGAAACCAUUGGCGAUACUCCGGAGGUCACAAAGAUACCCGUCAACGAAGAUUAUCUUUUCGAUGUAGAUGUGGAGUCAAGGGAGCUUAGCCCGGCAUAUUGGAUAGGUCCUGUAUAUGAAGUUCGCCGGGGGACAUGGUUUGUCCAAGACGGCUCGGCGAUCAAGCCAUGUGAAGAGAAUCUCGCGACCCAACUGGAAGAGGGCUAUCUGAAAGUUAGGCCGUGGCGUUUCGAAGAAGUUCAAGAGCCUAGCACUUCGCGCAGCCGUCCUGAAAAUUCAGGGCAAAUGGCUUAUGUACCUGCCAAUGGAGCUCACAGUUAUCGCCUGUUCGGCGCCUACAUGAAUAGCUUAGUAACAUACCAGGAUUCCUCAACAGCAUUACUGGUAAAUGAUGAUUUCAUGUCCCGCGUGAGUACUACAGUGUAUCAGAAGCUGGGUGGCGUUCCAGGUACAAGAUUAGUACGUGGUUUUGCUGAAAUCAAUCGACAAAGGGAAGCGUCAGAUGUGAAAAAUCCUAAUCGGAAAUCAACCCAAGGCCCAGUUUCUACUCUUGAAACGCACCCUCCAGGCUCCCAAAGUCACCGUGCAUCAGAAAAUAUGGAACAUAGAGUAACACAUUCCCAAGAUUCUCAAAGCAAGAGCACCUCUGGAGUAGACCAGAGAUCAACAUUCGAACGGCAGAUGUCCUCUCUUACUGGCGAACCGCGGAAUGCAGCUGAGAUUGAAGAGCAAGCUCGUAGGCAGGAAGAAAAGGAGAUGGAGGACUCUCGACAGACUGACGACGAUAAUAGAGAACGGGAGAUUGAUCACUUAGUUCUCGUUACACAUGGGAUUGGGCAGCGACUUGGGUUACGGUUAGAGAGUAUCAACUUCAUCCAUGAUGUGAAUGUCCUGCGGAAGACCAUGAAAAAUGUGUACAAAGCCUCGCCUGACCUUCAAGCCCUCAACUCAGCAUUUACUGAUAAGCACGAUAACUGCCGUGUCCAAGUACUCCCUGUAUGCUGGAGGCAUCUCCUUGAUUUUCCAUACCGAGGGAUGAGGCAUAACCGCAAGGAGCUUGAUAUUGCAGACGCAGACAAUUUCGAAGAUGACCUCUACCCCGGCUUAGCUGAUAUAACACUCGAUAGCGUCCCUGCGGUUCGGAACUUGAUAUCUGAUUUAGCAAUGGAUGUGCUUUUAUACCAGAGUGCUUACUGUGAGCGCAUAUCGACUAUAGUUAAGCAGGAAUGCAACCGAAUUCUCAAAACUUUCAAGAAAAGGAAUCCCUCUUUCAAGGGAUCAGUGAGUCUCUGUGGGCAUUCCCUCGGUAGCGCCAUUCUCUUCGAUAUUUUGUGUCGUGAGAGUUCCACAACUGAUCUACAACGGCCAUCGGACUCGAUGGGACAGCGAGAAAUGCCGCCUACCAGCCUGCAAGACGAGCAACUGGAGUUCGAGUGCAAGGAGCUAUUUUGUUUGGGUUCUCCAAUCGCACUCUUUCAAAUGUUGAAAGGGAAAACUAUUGCUGGACGAUCCGUAUCGGAAAGCAAGGCCCCUAGAACUAUGGAUGGAAAAGAGACUCUCGAAACACCGCCCACUGUCUCUUCGAGCAAUGCUCCUCAUAUCAAUGCAGGGUUUAUAUUUAAUGAUGACCGCUCUCAUGUCUCCUCUCCAAAGUGCGAGCAACUUUAUAAUAUAUUCCAUCCUUCCGAUCCCGUCAGCUAUCGCAUAGAACCCCUUAUAUCCCCGGCAAUGUCUUCGCUCCGACCACAAUCAUUACCGUCGGUCAAAAGAAGCCUCUGGGCAGCCUCUGGGCAAAGCCUUUCAAUAAUUGGAAGCCGCGUCGGCCAAAGCGUAGGGUCUCUGUGGAGCAAUUUCACGUCAGGCGUUGCGAGCAGUUUACUCAAUCGCAGUCUUGGCCUGAAUUCCGAGGAUAUACCCCUUCAGAGCUCCUCGAAUUCUGCCACUCAGCCACAACCCUCCUUAACCACGGAUGUCGAGUCCAUGCAUAUACUUGAUAAUCGGCAUCCUACCUUGAUAGAUUCGGACUUAGAGACGCUUUAUGAGGGUUUUCCAAAAGCUAAAGAUGGCCGCACAAAGGAUGUUUCAGUUACUGCAAGCGAUGAUACCGCUGAGUACCAAGAAAAUGAGGCUCGCAUGAAGCGAUUAAGGAUCGAGGAUGCGAAAGUAAGGUGCUUGAAUUCCAAUGGGCGGGUUGACUAUAGCAUACAAGAAGGAGCCUUCGAUAUAUCUCUGAUUGCCAGCAUUGCUAGCCAUCUAACAUAUUGGGCUGACGAGGAUGUUAACCAUUUCAUGCUUUCACAGAUGCUAUCUAGGAGAACUCCAUCAUGAGAGACCUAGUAGAGCACCUUGCCUGGCACAAUCCUCGCGCCUUAGUUUCUCGUAUGUACAGUGUCCUGGCAAACAUAAAUGGUUUACAAACAACUACCAGACCGCACUGGAUACAGUUAUUUACAUGAGGAAACAAUAAAGCCGAAGUGUAGAUGUUUGCUUGACGUAAUUCUCAUUUGUUUCAUGGGUGAGAAUUUCUGCCUUAAUUGAGGGCUUGGGAGCAAAUAAUAAACCCGAGGUCAGACGGGCUCACUCUUCUAUAGCUACCAGGAAUAUACAGGGGGUAUGAAUCUAGAAAAUAUAUUUAUUCCAGGCUA